CGGAGAGGCUGCAGGGUCUCCGGUGGGGCCGGCUGGGGGCUCGGCGGGCAGCGGGUGUCGCUCAGGCCGGGCAGGCGAAGGGGGUGUCCUGGGGCCGCGGCUUCUCGGCCUGGUCGGGCCCGUCCGGCUCUCCCGGCGUCUCUGCAACAAGUGGCUUCGUGAGAACCGGGGAGCGAAGCGGCCGCAAGCGGGUGUUAAAUCGCGUCUUGUUUCCUCUCUCUCCCGUGUUCUGUGGUGCGAAAUUCCUCCGCGGUGCCGUGUGCUCCCGUGCCGUGAAACGCCGCUGGCGUUCGGGUUAAUGUCCCCUUCAGGCGCUGGGUGAACCCGGUGUUUCUGGUUAGGAGGAGGCGGUGCCUGUGCCUCCCCUGUUGCUGCGAAGGUUUUUGCGUGACCGUGCCCUGCCCAGAGUGGCUGGUUCCCUCCGCCGAGGGUUUGACCAGGAGAUGCACAGAAACACUUUCUUGUCUCGCCAGCAGAAAUUAGACUCAGAUCAGAACUUGUUGUUCAUGCAUCACCAUGAAAUCCAGAGGUUUUCGCUCAGUAACUUGCAGCAAAAUGGCCUUGUUGCCUUCUCUGUUCCGUCAGCCAGUGUGUUUUGUAAAAGUAGAUUCAUUGGUGCCUGCCAGCGGGUUGAGGUUUUUCCGCAGCCUCGUAACCCCGGUGGAGCUGCUCGAGCCCGGCGCUGGCUGGGCUCUUGGGCACGGGGACGUUUUCCCGCUGGCGGCUCUUCCUGUGGGGCAGCAGCUCUACCAGGGUUUCCCGAGCACUUUGCUUUGUGGUGUUUUGCCUUUUGUCCAUGUGUACAAACCACAAGGCAAAAUGGGAGCUGGCAGUGGCUUGAAGGGUCACGCUCUGUAGGGCCUUGGUGAAGGACGCUCAUUUGGGGACUUGCCUAAUCCUGACGUCUCAUACAUGUAACCAAGUGCUUUUGUUUGUCAGUUAUUAACGGUGGAGGUGGAGAAUAUUUAAUCCAGCCCCUCAUCAGCGCAGGAUCAUUCCUUGUCCUGGGGAGGUGUUACUGACAUGCCAAAGAUCCCUCUCUGAAAUUCUCUUGUGGAGCUCUCCUUGCUAAGGAACAGCCGUCCUAUUGGCUUUGUCCACAGACUUCAUCUUGCACAACUUGAGGAGGAAAGAUCUGGGGAGAGAGAAGGGUUUGCUCCUGUCCCUUCUGCUCAGACGUUAAUUUAGAACUCCACAUUUCCUGUGAUUCACAGCCUGUCUCUAGACAUGGGUGCGAUUUCUGAUUGUGGGGGGCUCGAGAUCAGUGUGCCUUUGAGCAGGAAUUGAACUGCUGGUUAACUUUGCCCACACGGGGUUCUCACUAAGCGCAGCCUUCCGUCAAGUAAUAUUAACUGCUAGGCUGUUGAUUUUCUUGUUUGUUUGUUUUCCUGGCCUCUCGCUUGUUGGUUUGUGGUUCCUCCUCUCCCUCGUGUAUUUUGUGUUAUGGCUCCUUUCGUUCAGUUGAUUUUGCUUUUAACAGUGGUUUUCAUUUGAACAGGAGUGUGUGGGGGCAUUGAUCAGUAUUCUAGCAGCUGCAAUUAGUGUUGGGUGGAAAGUCUUUUCUGAAGUGCUGUUUCAGACUGACUAGAACCGAAACAGCAUUGGUUUCCCCCGCCUCCCUCCCUUUGGUUCUCAGUUGGGAAGUCCGUAAGGGCUAGAUUGCUUUUUCAUUUAAAAAACAAAGCUUGUGGUCUGUGUUCUGAUCGCAGGUUCCUCAGGAGAUGGAGCCUGUUGGCCUGUUCACUACCUUGGUUUUGGUGAAAUAGCAUUAGGAAGCUUCUCUUGUCACCGCAUUUUUCUUUGUAGUACGUGAGCUUGGUGAGGUAAAAAGGUAGAUCAGUGAAUGCAUAAAAACAACUCUCCCUGCAAACAAAAAUGUGCAUGAUGUAAAACCAGAAUAAAAGUGUCUAAUAAAGUGUUAGAAAUCGAAAUGCAAAGUUGAUUAAUCUGCUUAGUCUAUGGGCAGUCAUGUGCAGCUGGAGGAAAAAAGGUAGAUGCUUCCCCAAGUUGAGCAAGAUGAAGCUUCUUCGUGGCAUCUUUUUAAUCUUUGUAUCACUGUGCAGGGCAAAAACCUCCAACCAACCAACCAAAAAAACCCCAAAACCAAAUCAGACAAACACCAAAAAGCAGUGACUGAUUAAAAUAAUGUCUGUGUAAGUUGUUUAAGCUGAAAGGGUGAAAUAAAAUGCAGAGAAGCAGCUCUGAAAACUCAUCAUCCUCCCUCCAGUGUUUUGCUUUGUGUUGCUUUUGCCUCAGUUCCUGCACCAGCUGUUCUGUAUCAGACUCUCAGUGCCUUGCUUCAUGUAGGCUGGUGGUGCUGGUUUAGGCGGAUAACUGGAAGAGGAGCAGAGAACGGCAGCGAGAAGCAGGACAGCAGCAUCUCUGUAGGCUCUUGCGCUUUUUCAGAAACCUAAAGAGGCUGUUCUGGGAGCUGCGGCUCCGUGAACCAUUUUGUAGAGUCCCGUGGAGAUAGAUGCUGUGGACAUCUGGGAUUUAUGCAACUGUGAUGACUUGUCUUUGUUUUCAAUCUUUAUUCCAGAAGAGUUGCCAUUGCCGAAGAUUCUUAAUGCCAGAUAAUCAACCUACUGCCGAAUAACCAUGAAAGGGGCGAGGUAGCUGCCCAAGCGUGAGAUAAAAACUGAUUUCAAUGGAUACAAAAUAUAAAGACGAUUUAUUUAGGAAGUAUGUACAGUUUCAUGAAUGCAAACUGAAUGCCUCUGAUAACAAGCAGCGUCCUAUUAAUGAUGAGUAUCUGCGAGUGGCAGCGGCAGCCUUACUUUGCCUUCCCAAAAUCGAUCCCUUUUAUAGAUUCCGGCUGAUAAAAUUUUACGAGAUGGCUGAAAACUCGCUGAGAUCUGUGAAAUCCUCAAGUUUACAUUCUCUCCAUAAUGCAUUCAGCAUGCUCGAGACAGUUGGAAUUAAUCUCUUUCUCUACCCCUGGAAAAAGGAGUUCAAAAAUAUUAAGACCUACACUGGACCCUUUGUUUAUUAUGUAAAGUCUGCGCUAACGGAAGAUGAUGUAAGGCAGAUUCUGAACUACAUGGGCUAUGUCCAAGAACUGGGAACAAUGUAUAAGCUCAAAGAGCAGGUUGAUGCCAUUCAAGUGAAAAUGGUUUCGUUUGAACUCUUUUUGGCCAAAGUGGAAUGCGAGCAGCUUCUUGAAAUUCACUUGCAAGUGAAAGAUAAAGGUUAUUCAGAGAUUGAUGUCAUAAAUGAACGAAAAAAUAGCACUGAAGAUGUUAGAGGCUGCUCAGAAGCCAUGAAACGGCGUGCAGAGUGCAAAGAAAACUUAAACACUUCCAUGGCGCGAAUGGUACUCCAGAAGUCAGCCAGUGAACGGGCCUCUAAAGAUUAUUUCAAGCCAAAGGUGAGCAAACCUUCUAAAUCAGUGGACACAUAUGACAAUUAUUGGGAAAGUAAGAAACCACCUUUGAUGAGCUCUCUGAGUCUCAGGAAAGAGCCAAUUUUAGUUGAUGCAGAAGAUGACAUUAAAGAUGAAAUUAUCCGUCCGUCACCCUCUCUUCUGACAAUGUCGAGCUCCCCGCACGGGUGUUCAGAUGAAUUCUUGCCAACUUCAUCUCAUCACAACGGCAUGCUAAGAACAAAUGCCCCUUACAGCUCCUAUUUUUCUCCUCAAGAGGACUUAGAUUUAUAUACUGAUCCCGAUUCUAGAAGCGUGUUAAAUUUUAAAAGACAAGACGCUAUUAAGCCUGAUGUGUGGCUGUUAAGAAAUGAUGCCAACCCUGUUUACCACAAACGCACCCACCUCGCCAAAGAGCCAGCUUCCCUCAAGUGCCAAAACUGUGGCGUACCUUGUGGCACUUCCCUUUGCCAAAAGUGUGACAGCCUGUUUGGCUCCAGGCAGGAAUAUCCAGCAGUGAAACAGAGCACCUAUUCAAUCAAACCGCUUCCAAACGACGGCUUGUCUCCUGCGUCUGCUCUAAGGGAGAAGUCUCAGUACGCGUCACAGACUCAGAGCCAAGAGAGAGCUGCUCAGUUCAGUUCCAAAUCCAAGCCUUCGGGCACCUUGCGCUGCGGCUUUUGUAACCGAUCCGGAGCUGCCAACACUUGCACGUUUUGCUCCAAAGUCUCAUGUGACGCUUGCCUCAGUGCUUACUAUUACGAUCCCUGCUGUAGGAAAGGCGAGCUUCACAGGUUCAUGCCCAACAAUCAGCUAAACUAUAAAUCGUCCCAGCUGUCCCAUGUAGUUUAUAGAUAGACUUGAGGAGGCUGUUUUGGAGGGGAAGGGAAGGGGAGAGGAAAGGGCUAUCCUAACUCAUGUACUGACUCCACUGGUGAGAAACUACACUGACCUCUUACAAAAACAUCGUGUCCAAAUAUUUGGAACCAUGGUCCAGUGAUCAGGUGCCAGUUCUUGAUUUUUUUUGUGGCUUCACAGAUGCUGCAGAUACAUUAGAUUUCAUGCUGCUAUAAUUUAGGUAACUCCUAAAUGAUCGUUACUUUUCAAUUUAAAUGGGGGAGAAGAACACAUUUUUCUUUAAAACUUGGCAGCUGUUGCGUUUUAGAGAAGUGGCAUUGCACAUUUCUAUGCCAUUGCAGUCAUCUCCUUGCCCAAAUAGAACCAUGCAAGGCUUGAAGAUAACAUCUAAAAACUAAGAUUCUCAUUUUCUAUGAGCGAUGAAGCCACUGCCAGUUUUUGAUAAAGUAUGACUUUAAAUGUGACAGAAAUAUCUGAAUGGCUUGUUUUGCCAACAAGGACUAUUUUUUGAAGUGUGUCUGCAUUUCUUGAUCUCCAAAAUGCAAACACCACAGCAUCUCUUCCUUUUGUCUUUGUGUUUCUUCCUUCUCCCCUUAUCUCCCGGUUGUUUCUCUCGAGCUUAUAUAAUCUGAAUCUGGACAAUACGUGCUUUAUUUUUUUGGUGUUGCCAAUAUCAUCCUACUGGUUUUUACUGUAUGGUAUUUUAAAAAGGUGAACGUGUAUUCAUGUCACUUCAGUUAUGCCUAGAGUGUUGUCCUUCCGGAUGGGUACUCAUUUUCUUUACUUCCUGUUGCACAUGUAUUAAGUACUGUUCUUUGUACUGUAAAUAGGUGAUUUGGAAACAGUUUAUUUUUAAUAAAUAUUUAAUAUGUUGAGUUCUUAAAA
Molecule: messenger RNA, 5104 nt
Organism: Columba livia (rock pigeon)
Lineage: Eukaryota; Metazoa; Chordata; Aves; Columbiformes; Columbidae
Gene: SPATA2
Product: spermatogenesis associated 2
Exons: 2
Coding region: 2648-4219 (523 amino acids)
Biological process (GO): regulation of necroptotic process; protein linear deubiquitination; protein K63-linked deubiquitination
Cellular component (GO): cytoplasm
Source: RefSeq, a predicted model, not a curated record